Messenger RNA from Cylicocyclus nassatus, 2183 nucleotides. The record is from the annotation of a GenBank genome assembly. Lineage: Eukaryota; Metazoa; Nematoda; Chromadorea; Rhabditida; Strongylidae.
CUUUCAGGCAUUAUGUAUGUGUCAAGAAAGCUGCUAAGCAGCUUUUCACUCCGCCAUUACCGGCAGUUUUUUCGGAGUACAGAAAAAGCACAGGAACUUGCACAGGGCCUCUUCGGUGAACCGCAGUUGAAAACAGCGAACAGCUUCGCAGACUUGAACAAGCGGGUACGAGCUGAAUGUACAGACUUAGUUAAAUUGAUUGAAACUGGUGACAGUAAACGAACCACGGUCAAACUUUUCGAUGAUCUUUCGAAUACCGUAUGUAAAGCUGCUGACUUGGUAGAGUGUGUUCGACAGCUACACAAUGAUCCACUUUAUAUAGAUGCUGCACAGCAAAGUGCUAGUGAUUUUUGCGAACUCGUAGAGAGUCUAAAUACGUACACCGCGCUAUAUGAUAGGCUUCAAAAAUCGAAACAAACAGAAGCGGAUCGUUUGGAUGACAUUGAUAUACGCACUAUAAACUUAUUUCUGAACGAAUUCGAAUUAUCAGGCGUCCAUCUUCCGGACGAUAAGCGUGCCGAGUUCGUGAGAUUAUCUGGUGAAAUAUUCAACGCUAGCGCGAGAUUUCAAGCUGGUUGCGAUCGAGAAGUUGUCAUCAGCAGAGCGCAAAGAAAACAAUAUAGCCUUCCAUCGACGAGGAUAAGAUCACCGUCAUCAGACUGCGUUGAGCAGGAUAAGCGAAAAUUUGUUUAUACAUCUUACUACAAACACAAUAACGAGCAGGAAGAAGAAUUGAAGAAGUUGGUCUGUUACCGUGAUGAACUUGCCAAGCUCACGGGCUACACCUCCUUCGCUCAUCGUGCGCAGGAUAAUGCCUUGUUAGGAACGUAUGAGAAUGCUCAUGAUUUUCUUUGGGGCAUAAUACAGGCUUGCCGGCCUGCAGCAGAGCGAGAGCUAGCUAUUUUGAUGGAUGUGCAAGCACAAUGUAAAACUGAUUCUUAUCAUGGUGUGAUUGGCGAAUGGGACCUUCACUAUCUUACCGAAAUCUACAAGGAGCGUGCUUACGGUACCGCUCAUCAGCGAGAAAUCCACAAUUUUCUCACUCUUGGCAAUGUUCUGACUGGUUUUGGAAACCUUGUCAAUAAAUUGUAUGCAGUACGCAUGGAGGAACAACUUAUAGAGAAAGGAGAAAUGUGGGCUGGCCACAUAAUAAAGUUUGGUGUUUAUGAUGCUGAUCGUUUUCUUGGUACCAUUUAUCUGGAUAUAGAUCGGCGACCAAUGAAAGCCGUAGGAGAUUGCCAUUUUACGGUGCGAUGUUCUAAAGAGAUGGAAGAUGGUAGCUGGCAAACUCCUAUUGUCGUUUUGUCCCUUUCAUUGUGUGAGAACUACAAUGGAUCAUGGCGUGACCUCUCGAUCGAUUUGCAUAAAGCUGAGAACACUUUCCAUGAGUUGGGUCACGCAAUGCAUAGUAUGUUAGGACGAACGAGAUAUCAACAUGUAGCAGGUACUCGCUGCCCUCAAGAUUUUUCGGAAGUUCCAUCUAUCCUCAUGGAAUACUUCUUCAAUGACUUGUCGGUUAUGCAGUCGAUUCUUCGAAGUCCAAAUGGUGAAUGCAUAGAAGUGGAGGAUGCUGCUUGCAUGAUUGCAUCACGAUUCGCCUUCUCUUCUCUCGAAAUUAUGCAACAGGCAUCUUAUGCCUUGUUUGACCUGGAACUUCAUGGUCCCGAUGCACCCCGUUUGAUACGAGAAAAUCGAAUAACCACAACGGAUCUGUUCCACAGCAUCGUUACCAAAGCACUUCCUCAUUUGGAGCGCGAGAAAGAUACCGCCUUUCAACAUAGGUUUCAUCACCUAGUACAAUACGGGGCUAAGUACUACUCGUAUCUUGUCGCGAGAUCUGCCGCGAGCUUGAUAUGGAACUCAAACUUCAGAGAUGCUCCGUUUAAUCGAACUGAAGGAUUGAAAUGGGCUGAGGUCCAGUCGCAUGGAGGAGGUUUACCCUCCAACUUAUUACUAAAGAAAAUGCUUGGCUAUUCCCCUACAGCCAUACAUCUCAUUGAUGCGCUCAAACAAGAAACUUCGCAUCUUGCAAAUCUUGGUGCUGUGAAUGUGUAGAUUAGAUCAAUUUAGGAUAUUAAAGUACAUGUACAUAUUAGUGUAGCAUAGAUCUGUUUGUUGUUGUACUUGUUGUCUACGGUUAGUAAGUUGUUAAAUAAGUUGUGCUCGAGUCAUUGUUUCUCAAC